Messenger RNA from Rotaria socialis, 888 nucleotides. Lineage: Eukaryota; Metazoa; Rotifera; Eurotatoria; Philodinida; Philodinidae. The record is from the annotation of a GenBank genome assembly.
AUGGCGACUGAGUCACCGUUUAAAUCGACUAUUUUACAAAAUCAAGUUGCACUUGUAACAGGUGGUUCAAGUGGAAUUGGUUUGGAAAUUUGUCGUGAAUUAGGAAAACAUGGUUGCAGUGUUGUUAUGAUGGGACGACGAGCAGAGAUGCUUACAUUAGCAGAAAAAAUGUUAACUGACGAAGGAAUUCGAGCAUUCAGUGUUCAAGGUGACGUUCGAAUACCCGAAGAUGGUGUACGAGCGAUAAAAUCGACUGUUGAAAAAUUCGGCGGAUUAGAUUGUCUAAUUAAUGGAGCAGCUGGAAAUUUUUUAUGUGCUGCAGAAAAUCUUACACCAAACGGUUUUAAAACUGUUCUCGAUAUUGAUACACAAGGCACGUUUAAUAUGUGCCGUGCAGCAUUUCCACAACUUCGUGAAAGUUCAAAUGCAAAUAUUAUAAAUAUAAGUACAACAUUUCAUUAUGCUGCUAUGUGGUAUCAAGCACAUGUCUGUGCAGCAAAAGCAGCUAUUGACGCUCUUACUCGAGCAUUAGCACUUGAAUGGGGUGAAUAUGGUAUUCGUGUGAAUGGUAUUGCACCAGGACCUAUUGCAGAUACAGCUGGUUUUGCGAAAUUAGGCGGAUCAUUAAUGGAUUCAGAUAGUUCUGAGAACCCCUUACUUGAAGCUAUACCAUUGAAACGAAUCGGUACUAAAUGGGAUAUUGCAAUGUCAGUCUUGUAUCUCUGUUCCACAGCCGGACAAAACAUAACUGGCAGCAUAUUGGUUAAUGAUGGUGGCAAUUGGCUAUAUAAGCCACAAAUACUUGAUCGUGAAACUGUUCAAAGUUUUUCACGUUCAGUAGAAAAGAAAAGUCGCCAGGCAGGUAUUGCGACAAAAUCAAAAUUAUAA